Kogia breviceps (pygmy sperm whale) is the source of this 1436-nucleotide messenger RNA. The record is from RefSeq and is a predicted model, not a curated record. NCBI's taxonomy places the organism in Eukaryota, Metazoa, Chordata, Mammalia, Artiodactyla, Physeteridae.
CUUAGUUGAGCUAUUUUGUCCCUUUCCGCUCUCCGUGCGAAGACCUGGGCGGAGAGCGCUACAGCUAUGGCGGCCGUUAGGAUGGGAAAGCUGACAACUAUGCCAGCAGCUCUAAUAUGUGCAUCUAUAAAUGUGCAUGCGGCCAAAGAAGAGGAGUUCAGAAAGCAUCUAGUGAAACCAGAGCAGCUCCCCAUAUAUACUGCACCACCUCUCCAGUCUAAAUAUGUUGAUGAGCAGCCUGGUCAUCUACAAAUGGGCUUUGCAUCCAUUCGCACUACAACUGGUCAUUAUAUUGGCUGGUGCAAGGGUGUUUAUGUCUUCGUGAAAUAUGGGAUAAUGGAUACAGUGCAAUUUGGAAAAGAUGCAUAUCUCUAUUUGAAGAAUCCACCUCGAGAUUUUCUUCCGAAAAUUGGAGUGAUUACAGUUUCAGGAUUGGUAGGCUUCAUUUCAGCGAGAAAAGGUUCUAGGUUUAAGAGAAUUGCUUAUCCACUGGGACUGGCCACUUUAGGAGCAACUGUUUGCUACCCUGUUCAAUCAGUAAUAAUUGCAAAGGUAACUGGGAAAAAGGCAUAUGCCAGAAGCCAGCAAAUUUAUGAAGCAGUUAAAUCAUUGUGGACAAAAAACAACAAAAAAGAGUCACUUCCUGAACCUAAAGAAAAAUCUAAGCUAGGAAGCUCUGAUGAAAUAGAAAUACCUGCAAAAACAACUCACAACCUGAAACAUUCAGUGCCUUUCUCAACAGAACUCAGCUCUGAAGCAAAGACCAAAUCAGAAUCCACCUCAGUCUGUGUAUCUUUUUAGGUUAUGAGGUACUCAGGUGGUACACAGUUUAUGCCUGACCCCAAGCUCAUGGAUCACGGGCAGUCCCAUCCAGAAGAUGUAGACAUGUACAGCACUAGAAGCUGAAAUAGUCUGCAUAGAGAACUACAAGAUGUGUGAAGUUGCAAAUAACAAUGAAAACAUGUAAUGGGUAACUGUGAUGCACGGAGUAUAAUUUGAACCAGGUUUUUCCCUUACAUCUUCUAGUGUACAGUUAGACAAUUCACAUAAGUGAUAAAAACACAAAUUGAAUACAAUCCGAACAAUAUUAAAUGGUCAAUGAGGAGGCAGAGGUAGAAGUAUUAGGAUGCAUUUGGUGAUAUUUAAGGGUAUUUUUUAAAAAGUAAAAAUAAAUAUAUGGGAUCAACAUGAGAAGAUGGUGGAAGACUAAGACGCAGAGAUCACCUUCAUCCCCACAGAUACAUCAGAAAUAUAUCUACACGUGGAACUGCUCCUAUAGAAAACCCACUGAACACUGACAAAAGACCUCAGACCUCCCAAAAGGCAAAAAACUCCCAACGUACCUGGGUAGGUCAAAAGAAAACAAAAUAAACAGAGACAAAAGAAUAGGGACGGGACCCACACCAGUGGGAGGGAGCUGUGAAGGAGGAAAGGAU